AUGGCAGAACAAGACUCCAACAUACCCGGCGAGGUAACCCCCAUGAAGGCGAUGACGACCCAUAGGGUGUUCGCGGAACUCGCGGAAGCCAGCAACCGCGAUGCGGUACUCAUUGAGGAAGAGGAGCCUGAACUGACGGCCAAGGAAAUGAGGCAGCUGGUGGCAAAGCAAAACGGCGUCAUCUCCGACAUGCAAAAGCAGAUGAGCCAAGUCAUCGCGCUCAUGAUGAGCAGAGAAGUCGCGGCAGCGCCAGAUGCUGCGCCUGUCGUGCUGCAGCUAACGCAAGGAGAGGCAUCAGGCGCAGCCCCGCCACCACAUCAGGCAGCAGUCGAGUUACCCGCACCUGAAGCCCAACGAUGCGAACCGCCAGGAAGGGCGGACCUCAGCUUCUUGGAGAAGCACCUGUCCCCACAGUUCCGCCCCAACCCGCCUAGGAAAAUCCUACAUCAGCUGUUGUGCGCGGAGAUUAUGGCGGAACACCUAAGCGGGACGCCACCCACCCUCCCGACUUACAAUGGGACGACUGAUCCAGAGGAUCACGUCAGCACCUUCUGCCUGCGGAUGCAACUCCAAACCAACUCUAACGCGACACUAUGCAGGACAUUCCCAUCAACAUUUUCCGGGAUAUGCCUCGACUAG
Linum trigynum is the source of this 639-nucleotide messenger RNA. The record is from the annotation of a GenBank genome assembly. Lineage: Eukaryota; Viridiplantae; Streptophyta; Magnoliopsida; Malpighiales; Linaceae.